AUAUAGAGAGAGAGGAGAGAGACAGGGAGAGAGUGAAAAAUAAUACACAUAGAUUGUCGAUUGCACUUCAAUGUAUAAUUCCUGGAAGAAUGUAAACAAAGUAAAUUGGUAAAGUAAUUACAAGGGAUUCUCAGUUUAUUUGCUCUCUUUAUCGUACAUACCAUAUACAAAUAUACGUAUGUAUGUAUUUAUUUAUACGUAGCACAGUUGUAAUUACAACAAAAUAUACAAAUAUAUAUCGCCAUUGAAGCAGCCGUUUUACUCUUUACUGACUCUCCAGCAGAGAUGGUAAAUAUGGCAUCUGAACUUGUUAAUUCUGCAACAAAUGAUAAACUUACUGAAAUGGAUUGGAUGAAAAACAUUGAGAUUUGUGAAUUAGUUGCACGUGAUCACAGACAAGCGAAAGAUGUCAUAAAAGCUAUAAAAAAACGCUUGGGAAGCAAACACUCAAACACAAAACUAUUUGCAGUAAUGUUGCUGGAGAUGUUGAUGAAUAAUAUUGGAGAACCCGUUCAUAAGCAGGUUACAGAAACAGGAAUUCUUCCCAUACUUGUGAAAAUAGUUAAGAAGAAGUCAGACCUUCCUGUUCGGGAAAAGAUUUUUCUUCUUUUAGAUGCAGCUCAGACAUCUGUAGGUGGAGCUUCUGGGAGGUUCCCUCAAUAUUAUUCUGCAUAUUAUGAAUUGGUGAGUGCAGGAGUACAAUUUUCUCAGAGGCCUCGUGAUAUCCCAAAACCUCAUGCUACAUCAAACAACAAUGAGAAUAAUUUACUUGAUAAGGAAUUUGCUAAUACUCAAUGUGAAAGAAGUGCACCACAGACCCAGCCUCAGAAGGUUUCUGAAGACAGUAUUCUUGAGAAAGCUGGCAGUGCACUGGAGGUCUUGGAGGAUGUGCUUAAUGCUGUUGAUGCUCAACAUCCUGAGGGAGCGAAAGACGAGUUCACACUUGAUCUUGUGGAACAAUGUUCUUUCCAAAAGCAACGAAUAAUGCAACUUGCAAUGACUUCUCGGGAUGAAAAGAUAGUCUCUAGUGCGAUUGAGCUUAAUGAGAAGCUUGAAAGAGUUUUGCAUAGGCACGAUGCACUUGUUUCUGGUAGGACAAUGUCCAUAUCGAGUCAUAUUGAACAUGAACGGACGAUGUCCAUAUCAAGGCAUAUUGACCGAGAACAGGCAGAGGAAGAGGAGGCUGAACAACUUUUCCGAAGGAUAAGAAAAGGGAAAGCUUGUCUACGACCAGAAGAUGAAGGCUGCCAACUAGAGCGGCCAUUGGGUUUGCUGGGAUGUCCUGUUCCUGCGGAGAUGCUUCAUCGCCCACUCAUUCGACCACUAACUGUGGAGCCAAAGCAACAACCCGUUUGGCCACUAAUUAUGGAGCCAAAGCAUGUGCGGCCACCAACUAUGGAGCUUGAUCAAGAAGCUACUGUAGGUCGACCAGCAGUUGUGAUUCCACCACCACCUGCUAAACAUGUUGAGAGAGAGAGAUUUUUUAAGGAGAAAAAGUCGGAUGUUUCUUCGCUUGAUGGGCAUAUGAGGAGUCUCUCGCUACACAUCCGAAAUGCCAGCAGCUCUCUCAGUGGAAGUAUGGAUUAUAGUGACUGAGCGAAGUAAGUUUUUUGCGAGAAAAAUGCUUUUAUAAGGUUGAAGGCCAUCGAAUUUUAAAUACAUGGAGGUUCAAGGUUUUUGAAGUUGCAAUUCCUUAGAUUGCUGAUAUGAUGAGGAUUUGAUAGCUCAGUGCUGAGAUGAUAGGUGUGAUUUAAAAGGUACAUAGUGUUUUUAUCAAGACCGUGAAUGCUGAAUUUGUAUUUUAAGUUGCAUGAAUUUUCAUUUCAAACUUUAUUGUUAUACUAAAUUACUGGAUCCAUGUUUUAUCCUUUUAAUAAAGUUGUUCUUGUCUCCGCCCAUA
Olea europaea var. sylvestris is the source of this 1900-nucleotide messenger RNA. RefSeq names its product TOM1-like protein 5. The record is from RefSeq and is a predicted model, not a curated record. The coding region runs from base 286 to 1596 and encodes 436 amino acids. The transcript has 10 exons. NCBI's taxonomy places the organism in Eukaryota, Viridiplantae, Streptophyta, Magnoliopsida, Lamiales, Oleaceae. Gene Ontology annotation, molecular function: ubiquitin binding; phosphatidylinositol binding. Gene Ontology annotation, biological process: protein transport to vacuole involved in ubiquitin-dependent protein catabolic process via the multivesicular body sorting pathway.